Messenger RNA from Trichoderma aggressivum f. europaeum, 651 nucleotides. RefSeq lists its product as uncharacterized. Gene Ontology annotation, biological process: regulation of DNA-templated transcription. The transcript has 2 exons. The coding region runs from base 1 to 651 and encodes 216 amino acids. The record is from RefSeq and is a predicted model, not a curated record. NCBI's taxonomy places the organism in Eukaryota, Fungi, Ascomycota, Sordariomycetes, Hypocreales, Hypocreaceae.
AUGUUACCCGGGCCACCCAGCAAGAUCGCAGUCGCCCUCUUUUCAGGCUUCCAAGCUCUCGACGUUUUUGGACCUCUGGACGCACUCAACAUACUCUCAUACACCAACCCAUUAGAAUUAUAUUUACUCUCUACGACAUUGGAUCCAGUGUCCACCAUCCUCGCAAAUGCUCCAACCCCCAGCGCAAUUGGACAGAGCCUAGUCCCGACACAUACAUAUCAAGAUGCUCCAAAGGAUAUAGAAGUUCUUAUCGUGCCAGGAGGUCGGGGAACCCGUGAACUUGAGCUCACACAGCCUGUCGUGGAUUUCAUCGAGGCAUCGUUUCCGAGCCUCCGCUUUCUCCUUACCGUCUGUACCGGGAGCGCCCUCGCAGCUCGGUCUGGUGUUCUCGAUGGUAAAAAUGCCACCUCCAACAAGCUGGCUUUCGAUUGGGUCACGGCGCAAGGUCCUGAUGUGAAGUGGGUUCGCCAUGCGCGAUGGGUACAGGACGGCAACAUUUUGACCUCUUCCGGGGUAUCAGCUGGUAUUGACAUGAUUUACGCCUUUAUUUCUGACCAGUAUGGCGAAGAGGCCGCGUCCAAAGUUGCAACCAUGUCUGAGUAUACUAGGAACACUGACUCUACGAAUGACCCAUUCGAUAAGGCUGCCUAA